This is a messenger RNA of Lates calcarifer (barramundi perch), 1718 nucleotides long. RefSeq names its product adaptor related protein complex 1 subunit mu 2 (gene ap1m2). Gene Ontology annotation, biological process: intracellular protein transport; vesicle-mediated transport. Gene Ontology annotation, cellular component: clathrin adaptor complex; clathrin-coated vesicle. The transcript has 12 exons. The coding region runs from base 201 to 1475 and encodes 424 amino acids. The record is from RefSeq and is a predicted model, not a curated record. Lineage: Eukaryota; Metazoa; Chordata; Actinopteri; Centropomidae. Gene Ontology annotation, molecular function: clathrin-cargo adaptor activity.
UUUCACCUGCGCGAGAUGACGUCACCACACCUUCAGGAAAAAGAAACGGUGGAGUCCAUGACCACCUCAGGCUGAUUGAUCGCUCCAGUUCGGAUGGCGAAGCUACAUUAACGCCGGCGAAGACUCGAGUUGAACUUGAAGCUGAGUUUGUGUGCUGUGUAAACUCGCGUGUUGAGCUGGUGUGGUGGUGAACAAACACGAUGUCUGCCUCCGCUAUAUUCGUGCUGGACCUGAAGGGGAAGGUGUUGAUUUGUCGGAACUACAAAGGCGAUGUGGACAUGGCGGAGAUCGACCACUUCAUGCCUUUGCUCAUGCAGCAUGAGGAGGAGGGGCUUAUCUGUCCUGUAAUGUCACAUGGCAGUGUUCACUUCAUGUGGAUCAAACACAGCAACCUGUACCUGGUGGCCACCACAAACAAGAACUCCAACGCCUCCCUUGUGUACUCAUUUCUCUACAAACUAGUCGAGGUGUUCACAGAGUACUUCAAAGAGCUGGAGGAGGAGAGCAUCCAGGAUAAUUUUGUGGUCGUCUAUGAGCUCCUGGAUGAGCUGAUGGAUUUCGGAUUCCCCCAGACUACAGACAGCAAGAUCUUACAGGAAUACAUUACUCAGGAAGGUGCCAAGCUCGAGGUGGCAAAGACCAAGGUGCCGACCACCGUCACCAACGCCGUCUCCUGGAGGUCAGAGGGCAUCAAAUACAAGAAGAACGAGGUCUUUAUUGAUGUCAUUGAAUCCAUCAAUGUACUGGUGAAUGCCAACGGCAGUGUGAUGAGCAGUGACAUUGUGGGCAGCAUCAAGCUAAAAACGAUGCUGUCUGGGAUGCCUGAGCUGCGCCUGGGCCUCAACGAUCGAGUGCUUUUCGCCCUCACUGGACGUGACAAGGGGAAGACAGUGGUGAUGGAAGACGUGAAGUUCCACCAGUGCGUCCGCCUGUCACGUUUUGAGAGUGAUCGUACAAUCUCCUUCAUCCCACCAGACGGGGAGUCUGAACUCAUGUCCUAUCGCAUCAAUACUCAUGUCAAGCCUCUGAUAUGGAUUGAAUCAGUCAUUGAGAAAUUCUCUCACAGUAGAGUGGAAAUCAUGGUGAAGGCAAAGGGCCAGUUUAAAAAACAGUCUGUGGCAAAUAAUGUGGAGGUGAGGGUCCCUGUCCCCAGUGAUGCUGACUCACCCAAGUUCAAAACCAGCACAGGCAAUGCCAAAUAUGUGCCUGAGAAGAACCUGGUGGUAUGGACCAUCAAGUCUUUCCCCGGAGGAAAAGAGUUUCUAAUGAGAGCUCAUUUCGGUCUGCCCAGUGUGGAAAAUGAUGAGAUGGAGGGCAAACCUCCCAUUACUGUCAAAUUUGAAAUCCCAUACUUCACAGUCUCAGGAAUACAGGUGCGGUAUAUGAAGAUCAUAGAAAAAAGUGGUUACCAGGCUUUGCCCUGGGUCCGCUACAUUACACAGAGUGGAGAUUACCAGCUGAGGACCAAUGUGUAAAGCCUGAGGGAUUACAACAGUGUAUAUUACUCACUUCAAGGACUUCCAGAGGAGCAUCAGUGAUCACUUUUAAACUGGACUGAAACAAUGUCUUUAAAAUUUCACCUGUUCUAUGUAAUGUCAGUGAUCUUGUUAUAUGAAGUCUGUGUGCAACUUGAUUUUUAAUGUUUCUAUUGUGGAACCACUGCAAAUAAUUUAAAUGAUUUAUCAAAUGAUUCCCUUUAAACAAUUUCUUAUGAGUAA